AUGCGGCUUCGGAAAGCUGCUCGCAUUAUUCUCAUUGGUGCACCAGGUGUUGGCAAGGGGACCCAGGCUGUCCGUCUACUGGAAAGCUUUCCACAACUUGCAACCAUCUCAUCGGGCGAAUUGCUCCGCAAUAAUGUCAAAAAGCAGACCCCAUUAGGUAUCAAAGUAGCAUCUACUAUGUCCAUCGGUCAAUUAGUACCUGAUUCCAUCAUCGUCCGGCUUAUCCUACUCGAACUACAGACGCGUGGUUGGCUUUUCCCGUCGACUGAUUCUUCCUCCUUAGUACUUUCGAAUACCUCUGGAUCUAGAGAUACAGAUAUUAGUACAAAUCGUUCAUCAUUUCCUGACAAAGCCUCUCCGAUACAGACCAGUGAUGACCCUUCAGCAUCUUUCAUCCUCGAUGGUUUCCCACGCUCUCUCAACCAGGCUCGGGAACUUGACCAAGUGAUCCCCAUCAAUCUUGUUGUUUACUUGAAAACGCCUACUUCUAAGAUACUGGAGCGAAUAGCGGGUCGGUUAGUUCACGCUCCCUCAGGUCGAGUAUACAACACGACGUUCAACAAACCUAAAGUCGAUGGUAUUGACGAUUUAACGGGCGAAGUAUUAACAAAAAGAGAUGACGACCAACUUGAGACAUGGAAAACAAGAUUAGAGCAGUUUGAGAGCACAAGCCGUCCACUAUUGGACUACUAUGCCGAUAAGGGCCUCUUAUGGGAAGUUGAAGGCACAAGCAGCGACGAAAUUACACCUCAAUUACUCUCAGAGGUUGUACGAAGAUUUGGAGAGAAUGAAUGA
Molecule: messenger RNA, 795 nt
Organism: Blumeria graminis f. sp. triticale
Lineage: Eukaryota; Fungi; Ascomycota; Leotiomycetes; Helotiales; Erysiphaceae
Source: the annotation of a GenBank genome assembly